AUGUCCUCCCUUCCUGCAGAGCCAGUUGCAGCUGCUCCGCGGCUGAUGCUCGGCAUCCUUCGGCCCGACCGCCGGAAGGUGCGCUUGGUAAAGCCAGGAGAGCUGGGCGUGCAGCUGAAGUACACCAACUCCUCCACCGGCAUUGUUGUAAGCCACAUCAGUGAGCAUGGAUUGAUUGCAGACUGGAAUGCAUCGCAUCCCGACACUUCCGUGUGCCCGGGCGAUCGCAUCAUCGAAAUCAAUGGACGAGUGCUCAAUGGACGAGAGAUGUUGGAGCACAUUCGCCGAGAGGUGGAACUGGAGAUGACGGUGCUCCACUACCCCGAUACAGAUCGGAGCAGUCUGGAGUUGUCCCGAUUUCAGCGCUUGAAGCCGACCCACACUUGCAAUUGGUGCUUUUCAAUUUUGCUGCAGCGUUCGUCGUCGUUGGGGUUAUUGCUGCUGCUGCUGCUGCUGCUGCUGCCGUUCUGA
Messenger RNA from Symbiodinium necroappetens, 471 nucleotides. NCBI's taxonomy places the organism in Eukaryota, Dinophyceae, Suessiales, Symbiodiniaceae. The record is from the annotation of a GenBank genome assembly.